Molecule: messenger RNA, 663 nt
Organism: Ziziphus jujuba (common jujube)
Lineage: Eukaryota; Viridiplantae; Streptophyta; Magnoliopsida; Rosales; Rhamnaceae
Exons: 2
Coding region: 46-396 (116 amino acids)
Source: RefSeq, a predicted model, not a curated record
ACCGUCCACGCCGUUGACGCCCUUUUAAAAUGGUGGGUCCCACAAAUGUCAAUGGCCAAACGUCUCAGGGCACGUCGAUCAAUUGUAGAGGAUCAUCAUCUGAGAGAGAAAUCACAAUCCCGAAACCCACAAAAUUUCCCUGGAACAUCCAUGGCAGAACCAAAACCAGGGCCUACAAACCCAUCGUCAGAAAAAGGUGUAAAAGCACCAACAAGUCACACUGAGAAAUCACCUCACCAUCACGAAACCCACGGAAGGAGUGAUGACAUUGAUAAGAACACCCAGAUAGAUGAAGUUAAAGGCCCAAAUGUGUUUGAACGAGUUAAAGAAGAAAUUGAGGCCAUUGUGCAAGCAAUUCAUCCUAAGAAAGAAUCCGACGUUUCAUCUUCAAAAUGACAGGUCAGAGGUGGUUUCCACCUCAGUUGCUAGAUUGUUAGAGAACUAGGAGAUAAGAGGAGAGAAGCUACUAGUGUACUGUCAAUGAUGCUCAUUUAGUUUGUUAUGUUAACAUUUGCUGAAAAUGUUGGCUUGAAUGCCAAAUGGAACACGCGUGUUAUUUGAGGAGACCAGUAUGGUCAUUGGUUACUGAAUACAUAUUAAACUUGUAGCUUUUUGUUUGGGAAGAAAGUUCAGGAGCAAUAUUUCAUGACUCCUACAGAAUUA